Lachancea sp. 'fantastica' is the source of this 2052-nucleotide messenger RNA. The record is from the annotation of a GenBank genome assembly. NCBI's taxonomy places the organism in Eukaryota, Fungi, Ascomycota, Saccharomycetes, Saccharomycetales, Saccharomycetaceae.
AUGUCAGACUCCGAGGAGCUGCUCAUGAGCAGCAGGGCACGGCGGUCGAACGCCGGUAACAAAAUGCAAAAACUUAUCGACCAAGAGCGCGAAGAAAUGCGAGAAAAAACGGCAAAUUUGGACGAUGACGAGAUCAACCUUUUAUUUCAAGAAGACGAGGACGACGAGGAGUUUAAGGCGGAUGUGAAACGUAGUAAAGAUGAGGAUGAACGACUGUCAGAAUCGGAAAGUGAAAGCGACGGCGAAGAAGACGAGGAGGCCGGAGAAAGGGAGCUUGAACAACAAGAACGUAAGAAACGCAAACAAGCUCGCAAAUUCAGUGCGCCGGUGGUGAGAAAACGCGUCAAGAUAGACGAGGACGUACCGAAACCGCAAUAUGAUCAACCAAAAGCGGAUAGCUUGCUCCAGGACAACCGCAGAACGUCCAAAAGAUCAUCAGUUGUGGCGAAUAAGCUACAAAUAUAUGAGAAACUGGCGUUGGCAGAGAAAAAGCGGGAAAAGAUUCAGAAUCGAUUACGACAAACCAAGGCCAAAAUGGCCCAUGUGGAGCUUACCCAAGAAGACAGGCUUCUCCAGGCCGAGGAAACGGAAUUGAUCAACACUCAAAGUCUCACAAAGUUCAGGGAAGAAGAAAUAUUCAAGAAAGAGACACGAAUUGCGAUGAACUUGCGGAAAAAGGCUAAGUUUCACGUUGGUGAAAUGAUGCUUCGGGUGAAUUCUGCGGCCGCGAUGGUUACUCCCAUCAUGGAAAUCGAAGACCGCCAAUUUUGGGAACAACAACUAGGGAAGCGACACAAGAAGAAGAAAAAAUACACCAGGAGGAAGAAACAGAAGGAUGACGAGACGGAUAAAAAAAGCCCAGAAAAUGGGAAUGCUGAUGAUGCCCAAGUGGUCCAAAAUGUAAUUGACGAGCCACAGGAGUUGCCCAGUGCAGCCACUCCGGAAAAUGAAUCCGAGCCUGUUAAAAACGAGCUUACAAGUAUCGCUCAAGAAACUCCAUCUAUUUCAUCACCAAAUUUAGAAGAAUCGUCACAACUGCCGUCUGACGGUGCAGAAAUAAAGCAGGAGGAUGCGAAAGAAGAAGUUGAAGCAAGUCCACCAACGGAGACCCAAAAAGAUUUAGAAACGAAUAAUUUGGUUGAAGGAACGCAGGAAGAGAGCGCACUUUCGAGAAAAGCAGAAGGCACCAACUUAGAGCAAGAGGCUUCAAAACCAGGUAUCGGUCGAGAGCAAGUAUCACCAUCGCAACCAGUUGACACUAACAAUACGGAAGGCGAACCGCAAUCAAAACAGGUUUCCUUCGCAGAAGUAGCUGACUAUAACACCUUUGAUCAGACACAACCUACAAACACACCGAAGUCCAGCGAGCAACUCACCGAUGCGGAAUCGUCACGACAAAAUUCUGAGGAGUUAUUUGAUGAUGCGGGAGAAGAGACGGAAGCCUCUGAAGUUUACGAAGGUCCCGAGCAAUUAGUUGGUCGCAAUUAUGUCACCAUUUAUUCAUAUCCUGAAGACAACCCCAAGGUCCAUGAUAUAAGGUCUUUUCUGUUUGGAUCUCAAUGGGCUCAGCCAAUAAACUCCCGCUCCGAUAACGUGGAAACUGUUGCUAAAAUUUACAAUGAGCAAAAUGAGGAUGAAUGGAUGGAUGUCAGCUCUUCUUUAAUCCCUGACACCUCAAUCUUCGAGAGCUUCCCUGCAUUUGGAGAAUACGACAAAAAAUUGUCUACUGAAGUUGCAGAAGAAACUGACACGAAAUUCAAACUUGAAAUCAAAACUCCUGCUCCUGCAGGUGUCAUCUUACCCAACGGCGUUCGAAAGAAAUGCUUGAUCACCAACCGGGACUGCCAGUAUUUUGAUCCUAAGAACGGCGUUCCUUAUGCCGAUGUCGAGGCCUAUAAGAUUGUGCAAGAACUUCAAGAUCCGAUUGGUGAAGGCAACUCCGAAGAGCAACCGGCGCCACAAUUUAAGUGGUAUGGAUUCGCGCGUGGUGGAAUAUUUUUGGACGUUAAGCAGCCGGCUGCAAAAGGUGUACCAGAAGGUUUCAAAGCCUGA